CUGAUGUCUUCAGCCAUCCAGCUCCUGCCAGCCUACUGGCACAAGGUCAGCUCUGCCAUCUCCUGGGGGUGAUGGCCAGAACACCACCUGUGCCAGAGCCAGGCCUGCAGAGGCCUCACCCACCGCCUCUCCCUGCAGGUGCUGCUGGGCACCCAGCCCGGCCUUCUGUCUCCUGAUCUCGCAGUGACCAAGGGUCCCAACAGGCUAUGCAGCUGUGCCAAGGCGCUCCCAGCAUGGCGGCCGCCGAGGUGCCCGGCUACCUGGUAUCCCCGCAGACAGAGAAGCACCGGAGAGCCCGCAACUGGACGGAUGCGGAGAUGCGCGGGCUCAUGUUGGUCUGGGAGGAGUUCUUCGAAGAGCUGAAGCAGACCAAACGCAAUGCCAAGGUGUAUGAGAAGAUGGCCAGCAAGCUCUUUGAGAUGACCGGCGAGCGGCGGCUAGGCGAGGAGAUCAAGAUCAAAAUCACCAACAUGACCUUCCAGUACAGGAAAUUAAAAUGCAUGACAGAUAGUGAGUCCGUCCCGCCCGACUGGCCCUAUUACCUAGCCAUUGAUAGAAUCCUGGCCAAGGUCCCCGAGUCCUGUGAUGGCAAACUGCCCGACGGCCAGCAGCCGGGGCCCUCCACAUCCCAGACUGAGGCGUCCCUGUCGCCGUCCGCUAAGUCCACUCCCCUGUACUUCCCGUAUAACCAGUGCUCCUACGAAGGCCGCUUCGAGGAUGACCGCUGCGACAGCUCCUCCAGCUUACUGUCCCUCAAGUUCAGGUCAGAGGAGCGGCCAGUGAAGAAGCGCAAAGUGCAGCCAAGCUGCCACUUCCAGAAGAAGAAGCUGCGGCUUCUGGAGGCCAUGCUGGAGGAGCAGCGCCGGCUGAGCCGUGCCGUGGAGGAGACGUGCCGUGAGGUGCGCCGCGUGCUGGACCAGCACAACAUCCUGCAGGUGCAAAGCCUGCAGCUGCAGGAGCGCAUGAUGAGCCUACUUGAAAAGAUCAUCGCCAAGUCCAGCGGCUAGCUCACACGCAGCGGGAGACCUGCCUGGCCUCCGUGGGGCUGCUCCGGGGUCACCGCGUCCCCUUCAAGUCUCCAGCAGUAAGGGCGGGGGAACUCACUGGGCCGUGCCCAGGAAGAACAUUCUAGAAGAUUCUAGAACCACUCUCCAGUAUAUAAUGACGAUACUUGAAUUAGCCUUUGAUAUUAAAUGUGUGCG
Messenger RNA from Ochotona princeps (American pika), 1202 nucleotides. RefSeq names its product Myb/SANT DNA binding domain containing 1 (gene MSANTD1). The transcript has 4 exons. Gene Ontology annotation, cellular component: nuclear body. Gene Ontology annotation, biological process: positive regulation of DNA-templated transcription. The record is from RefSeq and is a predicted model, not a curated record. NCBI's taxonomy places the organism in Eukaryota, Metazoa, Chordata, Mammalia, Lagomorpha, Ochotonidae. The coding region runs from base 207 to 1007 and encodes 266 amino acids.